UUGAAAGAGAAAGAAAGAGCGAGAGAGAGAGAGAGACUUGCAGGCGACUUGUUUGCUGAGGAUAUUAGAUUUCUCUAUUCAUCGUCGUUAGUUCUUUCUCCUCUCUUCCAGCUCUCAUAGGACGUCUGAUGUGCUGUCAAUCCCCGUUGUAGCCUCUCACUCUCGUUUUGUCUGGCCGUGGACACCGACUGGACAGCCGUGAUCUGUUCGAAACGGGGCCGGUACAUUACCACACCUUUAUUGUGCGUUGAAGCCACUGUCUGAAUAGCGAAGGCACUACCCGCGAACCGAAUAAUUCCUGAAUGGUUCAGUUGGGACUUUUUUUUACGUGUAUUUUCGUUCGUAUUUUUAUGUUCGACAUUUUGCUCCAGAAUAAGUCUGUUUUAGAAGAUCAAGACAAGUGAAUGGCUAUACCAAUAUCAGUGGUACUGUAAACCAAGUCAUAGCCCAGAGGAGACCCUAACAUCAUUCGAUUGUGGCUUUCUUGGACCUUACUUUUUGUGAGUAGAUUGUGGGAUAAUAUAUUUUUUUUCUCCCACGGAUCUUUGGAUUAGCAGAACUGUUGAAUUGAUACAGGCUAAUACACGUAAUACUCACCAAGAAGAAAGAUGGGGAAGAGUGUCUAGUGUCGCCAGGAGAGGAAUGCCCCAGACUGUGUGCCCAGCAGCAGGCACCAUGUUCACCCCCAGUGGCUUCAACCCCCACCUGGCCUCCACCUGCUCUGAGGCUGACCCGGUGAUUGAGGAUGAAGGGGGCCCUCAGGAGGCCCGGGGGCCUGGGGCUUGCCUGGCCGAAGGACCCCCCAUCACCUCCGCCUCCCUGGACACUCUCAUCCAGCACCUUGUGCCCACCACAGACUACUACCCAGAGAAAGCCUAUGUGUUUACGUUCCUGCUGAGUGCCCGUCUGUUCAUCUCUCCUCCUGAGCUUCUGGCCAGACUCUGUGAGACCUGCAUCAAACAACAGCAGCUGGACCAGAGUCCACUGGACAUGGCUAAAGUGAGGAAGUUUGGUCCCAAGAUCCUGCAGCUGCUAACAGAGUGGACAGAGACAUUCCCCACAGACUUCAGAGAGGAGAAGAUGGUGGGCCUGUUCAAAGACAUUAUCCACAGGAUAGCACCCUGUGAUGAGGCGUACUGGAAGACACUGAGUCAGGUCCUGCAGACCCUGAACCAGAAGCUUGCAGCCAUCGCCCAGGGAGAGGAGUGCAUCGUCAAAGUGAAUGCCUCCUCGGUAUCCUCAAUCUCUGACAAGCUGGUGGCCUUCAAGACCAAGUCUCCACCCAUCCAGAAGGAAAUGCUGUCUAUCUGCAACGACCCUUACACACUUGCACAGCAACUCACCUAUAUAGAACUGGAACACCUGAGUCACAUCGGCCCUGAAGAGUUUGUACAAGCCUUUGUUCAGAAAGACAAACUGGAUAGCACUCAGCCGUGUUUCAGUGAGCAGAAGAAGAAGACCACUAACUUGGAGGCUUAUGUCAGGUGGUUCAACAGGCUGUGCUACCUGGUGGCCACUGAGAUCUGCAUGCCUGCUAAGAAGAAGCAGAGGGCCCAGGUGAUUGAAUUCUUCAUCGAUGUGGCCAGAGAGUGCUUCAACAUCGGCAACUUCAACUCCCUCAUGGCCAUCAUCUCUGGUAUGAAUAUGAGUCCUGUGUCUCGGCUGAAGAAGACCUGGGGGAAAGCCAAGACUGCCAAGUUCUUCAUUCUGGAGCAUCAGAUGGACCCUACUGGAAACUUCUACAACUACAGAACAGCACUGAGGGGAGCUGCCCACAGGUCCCAGACUGCUAAUAGCAACAGGGAGAAGAUUGUGAUUCCCUUCUUCAGCCUACUGAUCAAAGAUAUCUACUUCCUGAAUGAGGGAUGUGCCAACCGCUUGCCCAAUGGCCAUGUUCAUUUUGCGAAAUUUGUGGAGUUGGCUCGUCAGGUGGGCGAGUUUAUGACGUGGAAACAGAUGGAGUGUCCAUUUGAGACAGACAGGAGCAUCCUACACUACCUCCACACUGCUCCCAUCUUCAGUGAGGAUGGACUCUAUCUGGCAUCCUAUGAGAGUGAGAGUCCAGAGAACCAGGUGGAGAAGGACAGAUGGAAAGCACUCAGAUCUAAUAUUCUGGGGAAGACAAAAGAGUUAAAAGAGCUAAGAGAGCACCAUGGCAGCUAACCCUCAGGCCAGCCCAGCGAGGGAGGGAGUCGGUGUACUGCACUACAACAAACUGUGAAGGAGCCUAGCUGGUACUUAGGUGUUUUUCUACACAUGAAGAAUAGAAAUGAGGAAACAAUCAUGAUGAACGGGAUUCAUCACCAACAUGACCAGUAAAAACAAGAAAAGAAGAACAAACGUCAACAAGCGGUGAUAAGUGAAGCUAUCAUGGACACUGACUGGAGUAUAAGGCCAUGGUUUGACUAUUGUACAUUGGCUACAUUGGGUACUGUAUGUUAGUGAGGGAUAGAUCUAUCCCUCCAUCUUGUUGCAUAUUUACUCUUUGGGCUCAUGUUUGCUACCAGAGUGUUCAGUUACAGUGACAGGGAAAUCUACUGCUUUUUUAAAUGAAAUUCCUACUGAAAUUGUUGUUAUAUGAUCGUAUUUCUCUAUCCUUUCUUUCACUCCCCCACUUCCUCACUCCCCUUCUCUCUCACACCUACACCUUAUUUUUGUCGUGAAAGUUUUCUAUUGUACUGUAAGAAUCUGGUAAAAGUAAGAGUUACUAUGAUGUGAAGGGCACUGGCUUGCCCACUUACUGGCUAGCCCACUUACUGGCUUGCCCACUUACUGGCUUGCCCACUUACUGGCUUGCCCACUUACUGGCUUGCCCACUUACUGGCUUGCCCACUUACUGGCUUGCCCACUUACUGGCUUGCCCACUUACUGGCUUGCCCACUUACUGGCUUGCCCACUUGUUUUUGGUCCUCGAAAGACUACUAAUGAUGACUACUAUUGAGUACUUGCACUGACUGGAGAAGCCUACAGCAUUAUAUCAUUCCACAUACAGUACAUAAAUACAUAGACGAUAUAGUGUGUGUCUGCAGGGCUGGCUCCAGGCAUAAGCGGACGCUUAGGGCACGCGGUCGCUAGGGGGCCCCUGGCCAAAACAUUUUGAUAAUUUUUUUGGAACUCCAUCGGGGUCUCAACUUUCUAUUGAGAGUUAAACUAGUAUAAUACACCAGGUGCAAUUUAGAAAUGUGGUUGUGCAUCAACAGUGUUUCUCUUGUUAUGUCAGUCACUCGAUUACCUAACAAUUAGCCAUCCCAAGGUUUUGAUUGGUAGUAAGUCUAGCCAGCUAUCUAAACUUGUAAUGAUUUUGUUAGUCAUUAUCACUCAGAUAUCAUAUUAACAUGUCAUAAGUCAUGGCAAAAUAUGUAGAAUUGCAGGAAAUGUGCUUUAAAACUGCUAACCUUUCUCUCCACCACAUUGGAAAAUUGGUAGAAUUGCAUGAAAUUAGGUGUAAAACUGUAAAUGUUUUCACUGCGCCAUACUCAAAAUGAGUAUAAUUGUAUUAAAUGUGUUGUAAAAUUGCACAAUUUUCUCUCCGCCCCAUGGUAAAAUGUGUAUAAUUGCAGGAAGUUAAAUUCAAAGCAGACAUUUUCUCUGCCAUCAAGAGGGGAGCCACUAAAAUGUUUUGCAUCUCUCUUAGGGCCCCCAAAAGGCUAGAUUCAGUCGUGUGUGUGUGUGCGCGCGCGUGUGCGUGUGUAUAAUUCCCUCAUCUCAUUACAUCAUUACAUUUGGAUGAGUUGUCAACUAUUGUGAAAUCAACAAAAAAUGUCACCAUGUCAUUGGAUUUAGGUUAAAGGUCAGGAGAAAAAAAUACAAAAUGCCCUAACGUUGAUUAAAUCCAAUGAGUUUUCCACAUUGAUUCAACAUCAUCACAUAGAUUUUUUUUUGAUUGAAAUGCUGUGGAAACAACGUUGAUUCAACCAUUUUUUGCACAGUGGGCAGGGUAUUCUCAUCGCCAUGUAUUAAUCUACUGUACCUGUACAUUUUAGGAUUGGGGAUAUCAGUGUUGUUUACUCCUAUGUGAAAAUGAAUUGUGCCAUGAAAACGACAGCAAAACAAUCAAUCAUGUCCAGAGCCAGGCCUGUGUAUAGAUUGUGUAUAUAUGACUACUUUUCCCAUGUAGCCCCUGACAUCUUUCUGCUCUCCAGGAAGUAGUCUCUCUCUGACUGAUGUUCAGUUGUCUGAUAUUUAUGGAGAUUUCUGUAAUGACAGAUGUAUUUGGUUUUGUUUUGUUAUUAUUUUAUUGUAUUCCUCUAUUGAAAACAAAGUCUUCUAAAUGGCAUGCUAAAGACAGUGUUUUAAAGGGGCAUUAUAUGUAGGGUUCCACCAAUGAAAUACUGGAGGGAUUAUAGACCACUUUGGAAUAUGAGCUAUGUGAUUCCAUGUUGUUAAGAGACAGUUCUGAUUCAUUUUCAUAUGAUUGAUGUUCAAGUGAUGCAUUUAUAGCCAUUUCCUUCUUUAAACAACAAUCUCUCGCUCACUCCUCUCUCUCUCUCUCUCUCUCUCUCUCUCUCACUCCUCUCUCUCUCUCUCUCUCUCUCUCUCUCUCUCUCUCUCUCUCUCUCGCUCACUCCUCUCUCUCUCUGUUUUGAAAUUGUUUUGAAAUAGUCAUUUAACUCUUCCCCUACCCAGUUGCCUACACCCAUGUCAUGCCACACUGUGUGCUGUCCUGUAGGAUCAGGAGUUAUCCAAGGUAGUUGUUUUCAGUGCAGUGUUUUCAGUGAAGUGUGUGUGCGCGUGUGACACCCUGAAGCAGGCAGAUCACUGAUACCAUUUUAUUUACUGGUCAGAUUACAAGAUUCUGACUUAAAUAAAUGGCUUUUAAUAAAAUGUAA
Messenger RNA from Oncorhynchus kisutch (coho salmon), 4829 nucleotides. RefSeq names its product ras-GEF domain-containing family member 1C. Gene Ontology annotation, biological process: Ras protein signal transduction. Bases 643 to 2163 code for a protein of 506 amino acids. Lineage: Eukaryota; Metazoa; Chordata; Actinopteri; Salmoniformes; Salmonidae. The transcript has 14 exons. Gene Ontology annotation, molecular function: guanyl-nucleotide exchange factor activity. Gene Ontology annotation, cellular component: plasma membrane. The record is from RefSeq and is a predicted model, not a curated record.